Molecule: messenger RNA, 2248 nt
Organism: Phialemonium atrogriseum
Lineage: Eukaryota; Fungi; Ascomycota; Sordariomycetes; Cephalothecales; Cephalothecaceae
Product: alpha/beta-hydrolase
Exons: 1
Coding region: 344-1978 (544 amino acids)
Molecular function (GO): oxidoreductase activity
Source: RefSeq, a predicted model, not a curated record
CUGUCGGUAGCUGUCUCGUCGGGUUGCCCUUGCGGGAAAACGCUUUACCAGGCAGGGACACUUAGCCAGGGCAAGUGCCGAAAUCCAUCCCAGGAGUUUUCCUCUUCCGACGUCAUCCCGAUCUAUGGUAUAACCGUAGCCGUCUUUCCCCGGCUCCCCGACAUAUCUCCAAGAUGCACUUAACAGUAUCCUUCUCUAACACCAUCCAGGCUGGUAUUGGCGUAGAUCAGUCUGUCUGCAUUUCCGACGCAAUCAGGCCCAAAAACCUGCUGGUUCACACAUCUCACAAAGCAUAACAAGCAACCUAAAUUAGCGCCGGAAACGAGCCCCCGACACGGAAACAAUGGACGGACCCGGAAUGCUCUACGUCACGAUGCAGCCCCAGCCGGGGCUGUCCGAGGACCAAUUCCACGAGUGGUACAACAACGAGCACGGGCCGACGCGUCUGCGCCUCCCGCACAUGUUCACCAACGGGCUGCGCUACCGGGCCACCGACGGCGCCGAGCCGGCCUUCCUCGCCGUCUACGACGUCACGUCCAUGGCCCACCUGCAGACGCCGGCGUACACGUCGCUGCGGGAGGAGCGCUCGCCGCGCGAGGCCGACACCAUCGGCCAGGUCGCCGUCGACCGGCACUUCCUCGACCUCGUCUCGUCCCAGCAGUCGCCGCUGUUCCGGCCCAUCGAGCAGCUGGCCGACGACGAGGCCGAGGCCGAGGGCCAGGUCCUGGUCUCGGUCUCGCUCACGCUGCGGGACGACAGCCCCGGCGCAGAGGAGGCCGCGCGCAGGUGGUACGACGAGGAGCACAUCGCGAUGCUCUCCAAGGUGCCCGGCUGGCUGCGCAGCCGCGUGUUCCGCACCUCGAGCCUAGACGGCUCCUCCGGCGGGACGCGCCUGAUCUCGUUGCACGAGUACACCAAGACCAACGGUCUAGGCGGGCCCGAGCACAAAGCCUCGAUGGCGACGCCGUGGCACGACGAGGUCUACUCGGCGCACGUCGCCGCCAAGGCCCGCCGGACGUACGAGCUCUUCUACGUGUUCGGCCCCGCGCCGCGCGACCUGUCGUCGCUGUCGCGCCUGCCUCCCACGGCGGCAUUCGCGUCGGCCGACGGCAAGACGAGCACAACCCCCGGCGCAGCAGCCAUCACCUCGACCGUCGUCGUCGCGCGGGACGGCCUCGAGAUCCCCUACCGCCUGGAGGGUAACCCGUCGCCCUCGGCCCCGACAAUCGCCUUCUGCAACUCCCUCCUGACAUCCCUGCACAUGUGGGACCCCCUCGUGGCCCUGCUCAAGACCCACCGCCCGUCGUACCGCAUCAUCCGCUACGACGCCCGCGGCCGCGGCAGCCUGCCGUCCCCGCCCCAACCGGCGACGCUGGACAUGCUGGCCGACGACCUGGCGGCCGUGCUGGACGCGCUGCGGGUGCGGCGCGCGCACGCCGUGGUGGGCGUUUCGAUGGGCGGGGCGACGGCGACGGCGUUCGCGCUGCGGCACCCCGGCAGGGUGGGGCGGUUCGUGGCGUGCGACUUCAACGCCGCCAGCGGGGCGGCGAACACGGCGGCGUGGGAGGAGCGCAUCGCCGUUGCCGAGUCGAGCGGCGAGGGCGGGAAGACGGGGAUCGAGGUGCUGGCCGAGGCUACUGUCGGGAGGUGGUUCCACCCGCACACGCUGGCCGAGAAGGGGGAUGUCGUGCGCUGGAUGACGGAUAUGGUUGCGGCGAAUGAUGUCGAGGGGUUUAAGUACAGCUGCCAGGCGCUGUGGGGUUAUGACUUGACGGGCAAGAUGGCGGCGUGCGAGGUGCCGGGGCUGUUUGUCGUCGGGGAGGGGGAUGGGAAGGGGGCGCUUGUGAAGGCGAUGGACGGCUUCAAGGGCAAGCUCGGGAAGGAUGGGGGGGAGCUCAAGAUUAUCCCGCUUACUGGCCAUUUGCCAAUGUGCGAGUCUCCUAAGGAUUUCUGGGAGGCUAUCCAAGAAUUCCUGUGAUCGAGACGGGUCAACAUCUAUUUCCAUGUUACCUAGGUACGUCUAGCCAAUAGAAGGGCCACUGCCGAGCCUUGUAACUUGUCCAACCACAGCCCGUCGCCCUCACGUUUUGGCCAUUAUUGUUUGGGCAGCGAUCAUAUACAAAGGAAACAGUCACUGCAUUCCAACCUGAAGUUAUGAGGGGAUGUCUUUGGUGCCCAGAUAGGUUAGGUAGGUAGGCAGCUACUUAGGUACAAGUACCUAUUCGCAAUGGUUGUUCCUCAGUCUGAG